This is a messenger RNA of Nicrophorus vespilloides, 575 nucleotides long. RefSeq names its product general odorant-binding protein 69a-like. Bases 78 to 485 code for a protein of 135 amino acids. Gene Ontology annotation, molecular function: odorant binding. The transcript is spliced from 2 exons. NCBI's taxonomy places the organism in Eukaryota, Metazoa, Arthropoda, Insecta, Coleoptera, Silphidae. Gene Ontology annotation, biological process: sensory perception of smell. The record is from RefSeq and is a predicted model, not a curated record.
GCCCUGCAUCCGUGCAGUACCACAACAAUAUACUUGUUCUCCAAUACCAGUCAGACUCUCAACGCACAGAAGACAACAUGAAAUCUUUCAUCGCCAUUUGCAUCUGCAUCGUCGUCGCUACUCAAGCUCAUAGCUUGACCAAAGAGGAACUGGAGAAGGUGAAAACGUACAAAACUGAUUGCGCAAAGGAUUCGGGCGUUUCUGCGAAAGUGGCAGAGGACACCAACAAAGGCGUAUUCCCGGCCGACCCAAAACUCAAGGAGUUUCUGUUCUGCCUUUCGAAGAAAGUUGGUUAUUUGAAUGACACCGGCGAUUUUCAAUUGACCACCAUCAACGAUAAGGUCACUGCGAACCAUGGACAGGAGACUGCACGCGAUGUAGUCGCUCCUUGCACACAGAAGAAGGGAUCUUCAGGACAAGAGACUAGCUUGGCCCUGGCCAAAUGCUUCUACGAGAAGUCCAAACAGCACAUCGCAUUGGCAUAAUAAAUUAUAAGCAACAGCUGUAUCCAAAAAAAUAAAUGUGUUAGAAGAGAAAAUAUGCAUGUUAUAGUAGGAAAUAGAAAUGUAGUAAAA